AUGGCGACACUUGAAUUCACCCGCUCGAAGCCGUGGGGUAAAGACAGGCGUUUCUUCGAUGUCAAGAUAAAGUUCAGUGCCAACGGUGUCACUUCCGACGUUCUUGCCUUCAAUGAAGUCAUCAUUCCGUAUGUGCCUCCUCCUCCCCAAAUGGAGAGAAAGGCGGCGAAAUACGGCAAGGAGUUCAUCUACGCCUCCACGUCUCCUCUGGUAAUUGAUGAUCCGGAACCACAACCCCUUCUUUUGUAA
Molecule: messenger RNA, 249 nt
Organism: Dichotomopilus funicola
Lineage: Eukaryota; Fungi; Ascomycota; Sordariomycetes; Sordariales; Chaetomiaceae
Exons: 1
Coding region: 1-249 (82 amino acids)
Source: RefSeq, a predicted model, not a curated record